AUGGGUGCAUCCAUUCAGAAAGUUGAAAAAAAGUGGGAGCUCUUUCGCGCCAGUAAUUACCUGUCCUUGAUGGGGCCCUGCUUCGAAUUACUGAGGAUUCACGGGUUAUUUCCUUACAAAUACAACAACAAGGGUGUCAUCGUGUCAUCGAAGUACGGAUGGAUAUAUGCAACGCUCAUUUCAGUACUCUGCAUAAUUGUCAACGCUGUCGUCCUUUACAUGAUGGACAUCUCGAAAUCUCUGGCUUUCGACUCGGUUCCGGGAACGCUGCAGGGCAACUGUUACAUGCUGCUGGCUGAGUGGAUAGCCAUAGUGUCCUAUAUCCUGAGCUCCAAGAGGAUGCGACUCCUUCGGGACAUCGCCAGUGUCUCAGCCAGCCUGUCUGCUCUAUCCUUCAGACAAUUAUCGAAGAUUAUUCAUGCCAAAGAUAUUAUGGGAUUUCUCUUCCUCAUGGCGCAGGCUACGAACCUCUACUCGUCGAAGCUCGAUCUCACUCUCAGCAAGGUCAUCAACAUGUACGCAACUCUCGUUGUAUUCUUGAUGGAUAUGCUGUACGCUGAUUGCGUUCUCGUCAUCGGCGAAUGCUUCAAGAACAUCAAUGAGAAGCUGUUGACACUUAAAACGAAUAUGGAGAAGGACGAGCCGCAUCUACUGAGGAGGGUUUAUCAUGAGAAACGUAAUCCCAUGAUUUUGAUGGAGAUUCGGGGCAUCAAGAGCCAGCACAAUGACGUCAGCGAGCUCGUUCACAGUCUCAAUCAGACGUUCAGUCUUCAGCUUGUUGCGACUGUCACUUUGACGUUCGCUGAGGUCACCUUCUCGUUGUACUUUUAUAUUCUGCAGAGACUUGGGAAGAGUGGGAUCAAUCUGGAGAAGCAGAUAUGGUACUCGUACUUCAGCACUUCGGUUACUUAUUAUACUUUGAAAUUGGCGGCUAUUGUGUGGGCCUGCGAGAUUUCGAAGGAUCAGGCUGUCAAGACCGGAAUUAUUGUGCAUGAGGUGCUGAUUGAUACGGUGGACAAGCAAGUGAAGGAGGAGUUAUUCUCCUUACAAGUACUCCACCGCGACAAUACAUUCACGGCCCGAGGACUCUCCCUGGACGCAACACUUCUGACAUCGAUCGUCGGGGGCAUUACCACCUAUCUCCUCAUCCUCAUUCAAUUCAUGGUGUCUUCAAAGUCCUGCGGCUCGGUUAUGGACCCAACAUCGCCGCCGCGCACAUGA
Messenger RNA from Diachasma alloeum, 1221 nucleotides. RefSeq names its product putative gustatory receptor 28b (gene Gr6). Lineage: Eukaryota; Metazoa; Arthropoda; Insecta; Hymenoptera; Braconidae. Gene Ontology annotation, biological process: sensory perception of taste. Gene Ontology annotation, cellular component: dendrite; axon; neuronal cell body. The transcript has 3 exons. The coding region runs from base 1 to 1221 and encodes 406 amino acids. The record is from RefSeq and is a predicted model, not a curated record.